This is a messenger RNA of Xyrauchen texanus (razorback sucker), 2707 nucleotides long. Its product is annotated as G/T mismatch-specific thymine DNA glycosylase-like. The transcript has 9 exons. Gene Ontology annotation, biological process: base-excision repair, AP site formation. The coding region runs from base 663 to 1907 and encodes 414 amino acids. Gene Ontology annotation, cellular component: nucleus. The record is from RefSeq and is a predicted model, not a curated record. Lineage: Eukaryota; Metazoa; Chordata; Actinopteri; Cypriniformes; Catostomidae. Gene Ontology annotation, molecular function: mismatch base pair DNA N-glycosylase activity.
CCGGCUUCAUGCAUCAUGUUUAGCAUCAAUUUGGCCCAUAGAUUUCUACUCUAAAUACUGUUAUGUGCCAGAAAAGGUCUGAAGGAUAUAUAUGGCAGGUAAGAAUUGAAAUUGUAUUGCCCACAAAAGGAGUGGUUUUAUGUUUGUAUGAAGUCAAGGAUUUACACAUAGCUCCUAGCUUAUUGAGUGCAAUGAGCUACUAGUUAGCUGCUAAUAGUGUAAAAUGUAAACAACUGGUUAAGUGGUCGUAUGUUUAUAGUUAAAAUGCAUUUAAAAUAUAAUCUUCUGCCUUUUAAUUUAAAAUGCUACGAAUGAAAUGAAACAAAUGCACCAGAACCAAUUAAACAAAGGGAGGUGUGGUUUCCCAGCUGGCAUAUGAGUAAUAUAAACAUGACUAUUAAUCUAUUAAAGUAAGACUACAAUUAAGAUGGAAGAAAGGCAGUAUUCAUCUCUGACGGCUCCUAUGGAUUAUCUUCAGUACUGGUGAGUUUGCAUAGCUCCAAAAGAACCCAAAUGAGUUUUAAACUCAUUAAGUUUGAUUAAUUAAAUUGCUUCCUUUAACCGCUUUCUCUAAUACUUGUUUUGAAAACAUCAGUGUUUUCAUAUAAUGUGAUUUAAGAAAUAUAACCCAGUCCAAAAAAUGCGCUCAUCCGGAAACUUUGAUGAGUAGGUGUAUUAAAUAUAUUCAGAGAAAGCUGGAAAACACUGGCGAGGUAAUCUUAUUCUUAUUCCAUCAAAUUGCUCUCUCUUUUUCAUUGCGAUUUUGUUUUCUCAGGUACCAAGCUAAUCAACAGUUUCAGCCGGAGCAGGUGCCACAGUACCACCAGAUGGUUAACAAUGCCCAAUACACUGAGAGACCGAUGGAGGAGAAAGUCAUGACUGAUUUGUCAGUACAUCAAGAUCCAUAUCUGGAUCAAACUCAACAGCCCAAUCAACUCUUUGUCCAGCCACCAGAUAUGGCCUUGCCACCAGCCCCUCCGACAACACCAGGAAAGGGGAAGAAAAGAGGCCGGCCUCCAAAAGGUGAAGGAAAGGAUCAGGUGCAGACUGAAGACUCUCCAAAGAAAGCUAAAAGGACACUAGACCGAUUCAAUGGAAUGUCAGUUGAAGAAGUCAUGGCUAGGAAGCUGCCAGAUGUCAUCACCCAUAAUCUUGACAUUCUGAUUAUCGGGAUCAAUCCUGGACUGUUGUCAGCCUACAAAGGGAGGCAUUACCCAAAUCCUGGGAACCAUUUUUGGAAGUGCUUGUUUCUCUCUGGGUUGACUGAUGAACAGCUUAAUCACAUGCACGAUCAGACUUUGCCUGAGAUGUAUGGCAUUGGUUUCACCAAUAUGGUGGAGAGGACUACACCAGGAAGUAAAGAUCUGUCAAACAAAGAGAUCCGUGAAGGUGGUCACCAACUUUUGGAAAAGCUUCAGAAGUACAGACCGUUAAUUGCUGCUUUUAAUGGCAAAGGCAUUUAUGAAGUAUUUUGCAAGGAAGUUUUUGGAGUGAAGGCCAAGAACUUAGAAUUCGGAUUGCAGCCUUACAAAGUGCCAGACACAGAGACGGUUUGCUACCUGAUGCCAUCAUCAAGUCCACGUUGUGCACAGUUCCCUCGUGCUCAGGAUAAAGUGCACUUCUACAUUAAGCUAAAAGAAGUCAGGGAUCAGAUGAAGGGAAUGGACAAGACUCAAGAAAUCCAAGAGACAAACUACACUUUUGAUGUUUCUCUGGCCAAAGAGGAUGCCAAAAGAUUAGCAAUCAAAGAGGAACAGCAUGACCCUGGGUAUGAGGAGACCUGUGGUCAUGGAUCAUGGGGGGAACAACAGCAAAUGUUUGGUGUCCAUCCUUCUAACGGGACAGGUAAUGGACCACAGGUGGACAAUGCAACCAUUUGCAGACCAGAUUCCAGACAUCAGAUGUAGCAGCAACAAUGGAACAACCUGAGAAAAGAGGUUAUUGGAAAAGGCUUCUAUUAUGCCCAUGUCUACACUGCAUGUAUAGAGGAGGACCAACAAGAUCUUUUUUUAUUAUUAUUGAUAUUUUAUGUUUAAUACAUUUACUUAUGUGUGCUUACAAUUUGUGUGUGGAGAUACAAAGUUUUGUUUUCAUGAAAGCUGGAUUGAACAUGAAUGAAUUUCCUCAAAUAUGACUGGUUAAAACAAAUGAUCCUGUUUUAUUUUAGACAGUUUCACAUGUACUGUCUAAAAUACAUUGUCUAUCAUACUGAUAUUAUUUUUAGAUGGAAAGGAUCUCCUUCAGUUUGCACACAAAGACUCUCAGUGCAAGAAAUCCCUAAUGCAAGCCACUGUUGGACUCUAGAAGGUAGUUGUCUUCUAGAGGUGUAUCACUGUGCAUGCCCUCCAUGCAUGUUUUUUACGUAGUACUGCAGAUGGCAUGCCCAGACCUACAUUAUGGUGCUUAUUUAAUAUUAAUUAAUACAAUUUACCUCAAUUUGAAUGGAAUUUUUAGACUUUUUACAAUUGAUUUUAUUGUUAUGGUCACAACCAGAGUGCAUACCUGUUUUAUGUGUAAUAACACAUACGUUUUAUGUGUUUUGUAGCAGUUUUAAUCCAUGUUUUUACCUCAUAAUAACAAUCUGGCAUUGUUGUUGUUUGUGAGAAUGCAUUCUGUAUCAUGUAUAUCAUUCUUUAAGGUGUAUUUUAUUAUUUUUUUAUAUGUUGGUAUUAGCCUACUGAUGGAUUGCUUUGGAAAAUAAAAACAA